AAAUUUGGUGUUUUAACCGUCAGGCGCGAUUACGAUAUCCAAAAUAAACUGGGACGAUUGGUGGUGGAUGUCCGGUACGAGAUUUCAGUCCAGCAUUUUAAUUAGUUUAAAACUACUUUAUUUGUGAAAAAAAGAAAAGGAAAAAUUCAGAAUUAAGAUGGACUUGGAUUCACUUAAGUAUGCAGAUUUGCAGCGGCUGGCGAAGGAUAUUGGUCUAAAAGCGAAUAUGAAGGCAGAGAAAUUGUUGAAAGCCCUGAAGCAGCACUACAAGCAACAAAGUCCGACGGAAAAUGCAGAGGGUGGGAUAAGUGGAGAGGAGGAGGACACCGAUGCCAGCCAGCAUUUACCAAGCUAUGACAGCGCGGCCUUUGUCACUGAUCGUCGUGCCAGGGGCCAAAAAGGAAAGAGGAAGCAGCUGGAGGCAGAGGAGUCAGUGGCUGAAAUCAGUGGCAGCAUGCUGCAGUCCCCGACACAGACUGUUGAGGAAUCUGGCAAAGCCACUGAAGGGCAGGGGAGUGCUAAGAGGAGGAAGGUGUCUGCUGAGGAGGAUUGUGGGACGGGGCUGAUGGAAGAGUGCUCAGAAGAGACCGUACUGCAGUCUUGUACCAUGGACGGGGGAGCAGAGGGGCCUGUUGGAGGAGAAGAUCCGAAGACAGCGAAACCUGUUGGGAAAAUUCCUCGUCACGAAGGGCUUCUAAAAAAGAUGAACAGACCUGUGCUGAAGCCAACCACACCAAACUUCAAGAAGCUCCACGAGGCUCACUUCAACAAAAUGGAGUCCAUCGACUCGUAUCUUCAGAGGAAGAACAAGCAGAUGGAGACCAUCAGGAACCCUGUGAAAGAAUUAAAGAUGCUGUCAGAGAAGGCCAACAUCAUUAAACCAGUGGAGAAGAAAGCAGCUCCGAAGCCCAAAGCGAGCCGUGCUUCCCUGUUCAGCCCGGUGACCCAGGGCAGGAGGUCCGUCGCAGACAAGCGCAGGCUGACCCAGCUGUCCGCCAGCAAGCCCGCCCUGAAGAACAGCAGCUCCUUCAAACCCACCGUUGUGUCCACACGAAGGAUGAACGUCAGUUUUUCACAGACCACUCGGGACAACGAACACAAGCGCUCUCUGGUGAAGACUCCGGCGCGCAUGUCUCCGCAUGUUGACCUCGUUUCCACCCCGACCGGGCAGGCGAAGCCAGAGGUCAAGAAGCCGGCCGUCUCCACUACCAAGACUCCUGUCGCCUCCAGUACCCAGACGCCUGGUGUAACCCCGUUUGUUUUCAAUGGAAACACCAGCAUCUCCAACACUCCAGGAACACAGAAGAAAAACACCUUUGACCUGAAGGCCAGCCUCUCCCGGCCCCUUUCCUACCAGCCACACAAAGGAAAGCUGAAACCAUUUGCUGACGUUAAGGAAAACGCAGCUCUUAACACCACCCAGCCACACCAGAAGAAUUACAAGACACACCAGGUUCAGACAAGGGUUGAGCGGCGUGCACGCCACACAGAGGACAGGAAGCAGAAGAAGGAGAAGAUUCUGGGGGCCAGGAGAGGCCUAGCAAUGUCCUGAGUUUUGUAUUUUGAAAAAACUUCUGUAAAUACUCAUUUUAGCCUUGCUUUUUUUUUACGGUCUGUGUAUAAGUGUGUUUUUCAAGCGAUUGUCAAGAUCUGUACAGCCUAUCUCCACUGUGGGGGGAGGAAGGGAGAGAGGGGGGCCUGCUCUGCAAACCUAUGCUUCCUAGUCCUGGUAAAAAAAAUAUAACUUGUUUAAUUUUUGGUAGAUUAGCAUCAAAGGAUACAUCUAAUUCUGUAUUAAAAGUUGUGUAAGUGAUUACUGGACAAGUAGUUGUAGAGGUUUUUUUUUUUUACAUUCGCAGAUUAAAAGCACCAAUUAUCUGACAUU
Messenger RNA from Anguilla anguilla (European eel), 1885 nucleotides. RefSeq names its product nucleolar and spindle associated protein 1 (gene nusap1). Gene Ontology annotation, biological process: mitotic chromosome condensation; establishment of mitotic spindle localization; mitotic cytokinesis. The record is from RefSeq and is a predicted model, not a curated record. Gene Ontology annotation, cellular component: microtubule; nucleolus; mitotic spindle. Gene Ontology annotation, molecular function: microtubule binding. The coding region runs from base 158 to 1552 and encodes 464 amino acids. The transcript is spliced from 12 exons. Lineage: Eukaryota; Metazoa; Chordata; Actinopteri; Anguilliformes; Anguillidae.